This is a messenger RNA of Penicillium roqueforti, 1830 nucleotides long. RefSeq names its product putative arachidonate 5-lipoxygenase. The record is from RefSeq and is a predicted model, not a curated record. Gene Ontology annotation, molecular function: oxidoreductase activity, acting on single donors with incorporation of molecular oxygen, incorporation of two atoms of oxygen; metal ion binding. The transcript is spliced from 3 exons. The coding region runs from base 1 to 1830 and encodes 609 amino acids. NCBI's taxonomy places the organism in Eukaryota, Fungi, Ascomycota, Eurotiomycetes, Eurotiales, Aspergillaceae. Gene Ontology annotation, biological process: lipid oxidation.
AUGACACUCUUCCCUAUUUAUAAGCUUUUGCUAUCAUUCCUCUAUAUUGGCAAUGCUGUUGCUUGGCCAAUUAUUUCCGUUCAGUCGGUUCUGAAACCUUUCGCUGCACUUCCCGACGACAAUGGUCCUAAGUACAGCCUUCCAAUGUUUGACACCAGGUCCUGGGAAAGAGUAGACGAGAUUCGUCUAGCUCGAGCAGGAUAUAUCUAUGGGCCCCCUUUACUCGGAAACACAUCCUUCUUCCCUACCGGGGUUCUGGGAGAAGCAAUGGUAGCCCGAGACAGGGUUGCGUGGUUCAAAGAUGUGGAAUAUGUCACCAACAACGUCUACCUUGAGUUGGACAAGGCCGCUGCAGCACUGAUUAAGGUGGGGGGCAUACAAUCACUCUCUAGCUAUGAGAUUCUUUACAAAGAUCAAUGGGCCUCCUCACUCCCGGACGGUGUAUCCCCCGGGAUGCUGACCAACUGGACCCAAGAUCUGCUUUUCUCCAUGGAGAGGCUUUCUACUAAUCCCUACGUGGUUCGACGCCUACAUCCCAGAAUUGGCAGUCUCCCUUUUCCAGUAGAAGAUGGGGUGGUGCAACACCUGGCUGAGGGUCGAACACUGGCGGAUCUACACCAGGAAGGACGUCUCUUCUAUGCUGACCAUUCCUAUCAAGCCCCUUACCCCAAGACUCCUGGGCGCUGGACAGCCGCUUGUACCGCGUAUUUCUAUAUCCAUCCUGGAUCUGGCGAUUUCCUUCCAUUGGCUAUCAAGACUAACAUGGGGAAAAACCUUACAUAUACGCCACGGGACGACGCAAAUGACUGGCUUUUCGCCAAAAUGGCCUUUGGCAUGAACGAUCUCUUCCAUUCCCAGCUAUACCAUCUAGCAAAUACACAUGAUGUCGCUGAGCCCGUGCACCAGGCUGCCUUGCGAACCAUGAGCUCGCGGCAUCCUGUCCGUGGAUACCUUGACCGCUUAAUGUAUCAGGCAUAUGCGGUUCGACCCAUUGGUGAGGAAUUCCUUUUCAAUGAAGGCGGUUUCUACGACAGCUCCUUCGCGGUUCCAAACUGGGCCGGCAAGAAGUUCGCAACAGACGCCUAUUGGGAGCACGCGGGUCACUUCCGGUCCACGAAUUUUUAUCGGGAUUUCGCAGACCGUGGUCUUCUAGAUUGCGCGUAUGGGCCUCCGCUCCGCUCCUUCCCAUUCUAUGAGACUGUGGCACCCAUGGUGCAAGCCAUCGAAGACUUCACUCGUUCUUUCGUGGAAUAUUCCUACCCCAAGAGCAGUCUGAUGGGCAGCGACCACGAACUACAAGCCUGGAUCAUGGAGGCCACCAGUGAGGCUCAAGUCAUUGACUUUUUCCCUGCCCCAUUAUUCGCGCGCGAGGAUCUUGUCUCGAUUCUCUCCCACAUGGCAUUCCUCUCUGGGAUUGCGCAUCAUGCACUCAAUGGUGCGACUGUCGGGGAGGCCCUGGGUGUGCUUCCGUUGCAUCCCUCCUCCUUCAACCAGCCACUUCCUGAGACUAAAGGGGGCAUCGAAUCGCUGAUCCCGUGGCUGCAUAACGAGACCGAGGCACUGAAGCAAGCUUCGCUCCUCGUCAGGUUCAACCGACCAUUGUUGGAUGAGCAGAAAGGAAACCUUCCGCAUAUGUUCUGGGAGACCGAAUUCUUAGGCCCGGCUGGAAGCGAUCUUCAUGCUGCCGAGGGGAAGUUUCGGGCGACGAUGUUAGCUAUCAGUGAAGAAAUCCGGACAAGGCAAUUCGACGAGGAUGGUUUAUCGCAGGGUAUGCCUUUUAUCUGGCGUUCGAUUGAUCCGAGGAAGAUUCCUUACUACUUGUGUGUGUAG